Messenger RNA from Cladocopium goreaui, 3504 nucleotides. Lineage: Eukaryota; Dinophyceae; Suessiales; Symbiodiniaceae. The record is from the annotation of a GenBank genome assembly.
CAUAGAAGAAAAAUGCCUCCGCUCUUGAAUAGCAGAAGAUACAUCGGUGCAUCAAUUCUGUGUCUCGUGGCCGUGAGACAUGCCGCCUCGGUAUCAGCGCCGAACAAAGAAGAGAUUCCGCAUGCCACGGCGGAAGCUCACACGGCGGAGGCACGCCUGGCAUUCUCCAAUGGCCAGCGAGUGGCAGCAGCGGUGGAUCUUACAGGGCAAGCCCAUGCCAUGGCCGAGUUCAAGGACUCUGGAAGAGCCACCAUCACCACUACAGUAGUAUCAAGCGAUGAAAAUGUGGACUGCCUCUGGGACACCUGGGUGGAUUGGAGCGUCUGCCAGUUCUCCUGCGGAGGAGGAGAAUCGGUUCGCACCCGAAAGGUGAAGGUCAUGGCCACGGGGAACGGGGCUGCUUGCGACACCAAUGACAGAGAAACGCGGGUUUGCAACAAGAACCCCUGUCCUUUGGAUUGCAUGUGGGACGAGUGGUCUCCCUGGGGCGUUUGCUCUGUGACCUGUGGACUCGGUACCAAGACGAAAACGCGAGAGAAGAAACAGUACCAGCAAUAUGGAGGUGCCACUUGUGUGGGCCACUGGUCACUUGCGACUGACUGCGAGGAGAGAGUUUGUGCUGUGGAUUGCAAAUGGAGUGACUGGGGAGACUGGGAAGGCUGUUCCAAGUCCUGUGGCACUGGCGCUUCGUCGAGAUACCGAACGUAUGCCCAAGUCAAAAACGCCUUCGGGGAGGAUUGUACUGGAGAGAACUUCCAAACUGAGAAGUGCGGAAUGAACUCCUGCCCUGUGGACUGCGUCAUGGAAGAUUGGGGCGCCUGGGAACCCUGCGAUGUCACCUGUGGCACUGGUGCCACCCGUCGAUCUCGGAAGGUGCUAACGCAUCCCACCUAUGGGGGAGAAACCUGUGGCCCAACCACUGAGGAGGGUACCUGCCAUAAUGGCUUGUGUCCGGUCCAUUGUGAAGUGUCUGAUUGGUCUCAGUGGAGCGAUUGCAGCCUGACGUGUAGCUCGGAGAAUUCCAUUGGAGUCUCUAAGCGAACCCGCAAGGUCGUCCAAGACAACAAUGCCCUCGGUAAUGCUUGUGAUGGCGACUUGGAGCAGACCAUUGGAUGCAGCAGGAUGCAAUGCCCCGUUGACUGCAAGCUGUCCGAGUGGAGCCAGUGGUCUGAGUGCAGUACAUCCUGUGGCCCAGGCAUUUCCGAGCGGGAGCGUUCCAUGUCAACUCCAGCUCAGUACGGUGGAAGAGACUGUGCGGAGGAGUCAUACCAGAAGAAGUAUUGCACCAGCGACAUUUGCCCAGUGGAUUGUCAGUGGGCUGACUGGCAGGAUUGGCGCGGGUGUUCCACGACCUGUGCCAACGGCACCAGCUACCGCAUGCGCUUGGUGCAGACUCCAAUGCUUCAUGGUGGCAGGGAGUGUGCUGGAGGUAGUCAGCAAAACCGAGCCUGCAACGCGGCUUUUUGCCCCAUCCACUGCCAGUGGGAUGAAUGGACCCAAUGGAGUCAAUGCAGUACCACCUGCGGGGAUGGCUCCCUCAGCCGCAGCCGGGAAAUCAAGGUUCACCCGCUCUAUGGUGGCAACGCCUGCAAUGGAACUAGCACCGACACCACCAGCUGUGAUCAAGCGGGCUGCCCAGUCCAAUGCCAAUGGUCAGAGUGGUCGGCUUAUGGAAGCUGUACAUCAUCCUGUGGUACAGGACAGCACUCCCGAACCCGGGAAAAGACGGUCUUGGCUCAGAAUGGGGGUGCAGACUGUACUGGUGAUGGUAAGGAAACAGAGGCAUGUCCAGACCUACCAGCCUGCCCCGUAGAUUGUGAGUGGGAUGAUUGGUCUCAGUGGGAGAGCUGCUCCACGACUUGUGGCAAAGGCAGUAUGAAGAGAAGCCGAAUCCGAAAGGUCUACGAGAAAGAUGGCGGACACACGUGCUACGGAUAUGAGGACGAUGAGAAGGUCUGUGAGUCCGACCCGUGUCCAGUGGACUGUUUGUUGGGCAGCUGGACCAAAUGGUCUGAAUGCUCAUCCAGUUGUGGCGGUGGGGUAGAGCUGCGAACCCGACAAAUCCUGGUGGUGGCGGCCCAUGGAGGUGUUGCCUGCAAUACCAGCGACCUGCUGCAGAGCACAGCAUGUGAGGAGGUACCCUGCCCUAUCCACUGCGUAUGGGGACAUUGGAGCGAAUGGAGCACAUGCACCAAAGAAUGUGAAGGAGGUGUGACCUAUCGCCACCGCUCGGAAGUGAUUGUGGCCGAGUAUGGAGGCAAACAGUGUGAAGGUUCAGCUGAUGAGGAGAUGGUUUGCAAUGCCCACGGCUGUCCGGUGGACUGCAAAUUUGGCGAUUGGUCCGAGUGGAGCGACUGCUCAAAGAGCUGUGACUCCGGGAACAGGACAGCAGGCCGGCCACUGAUUACAGCUCCGCAGUGGGGCGGCCAGCCCUGUGAUGGAGGCAUCAUGAAGAGUGAGUAUUGCAAUGAGCAGCCAUGCCCAGAGGAUUGCACCUGGGGCGACUGGUCUCACUAUUCGGUUUGCUCCAAAACCUGUGGAGGGGGCGAGAUGCUUCGCACCCGGCCACGUAUUGGGCAGAUGUAUGGGGGCAGCCCCUGCGAUGGCAACGAUACGGACUCCACACCUUGCAACACCCGGGGCUGUCCUCAAGAUUGUGAAUGGGGGCCAUGGUCUGCAUGGACAGGCUGCUCCAAGGAGUGUGGAGGUGGCUCCAUCAAGAGGUUCAGAGAGGUGAUCGUGGAGAAGGACUUUGGGGGUGAUCCAUGUUUCGGCUCCAAUGCCCAAGAGGCCGGCUGCAAUUUUGACGUGUGCACCAUCAAUUGUGAGUGGAACGACUGGGAGCUCUGGAGCCCAUGUAGCAAGAGCUGCAAUGGUGGAACUCGCACGAAACUGCGCAACAAGAAAUGGGAAUCCUCCAAUGGUGGAUUGCCCUGCCUGGGUAAUGCCACGGACAUGGAGAAGUGCAACACCGAUCCAUGUCCCGUCGACUGCACCUUCGAGUUAUGGGAGAGUUGGGGUGAAUGCUCCACCAGUUGUGGCAUGGGAUCCCGCUUCCGCACACGGGUGAAGAAGGAGGAAUUGUAUGGAGGAGAAAGGGAAAGGGGCAAGGCUUUCUACCCGACCCGAGCCAUCGCCCAGUUGGCAGUGCUGCAGCUUCCAGAGGGUCAAUUGGCCUGGAGCCAUCUGCACAAUGUCUGGGAGCCGCAGGCCAGCCGUGGACCUUUGGCUGUACCUUCCCAUGAGGUGCUGUCCAAGACCUUCACAGAGAGCAAAGAUCCCAGCUACAAGGGCAAGGCCUACAAGCCCUGCAAAGCUGGAGAGCUGAACAAGACUCUUGAGGCCUUCGAGAGCAUGAAGAAGCAAGGUGGUGACUUAAAUGCCUCAGAAGCAGAUGCAGUGAAAGUCAUUGAUGAACUCAUCAGCAACAUGUCUGGGGUGCCUUGGGCUAGCAUGCAGCAAGUUUUGGUUUUGGGGUUACCGACGGUUACCGUUCUUAACUGA